Messenger RNA from Thlaspi arvense, 2701 nucleotides. NCBI's taxonomy places the organism in Eukaryota, Viridiplantae, Streptophyta, Magnoliopsida, Brassicales, Brassicaceae. The record is from the annotation of a GenBank genome assembly.
GUGCUUUUUGUCAUUAAAAUUUUUUUUAAAAAAAACGGAACUCUCUCCGUCUCCUCUUUUCCUCUUUCUCCUCGAAUCUAUUGCAGUUAUCGUCGUCGUCCUCCUCCUCGUCGGAAUCGAAGCUAACGACGGCGACGGUUACGACAUCGGAGGGGUGGUGGUGGUGGUGAUUCUAUCUGCAUUCGAGGAGCUUUUAGAAUUUCUCAAUUCGAGACGAGCUUUUUUCGCUAAAAUCUCGUCAUCGGAAUUCACCCAUUUCUUAUCCCCGAUUUUCCUCCACCUUCUUUCUCUGCGCAUAAUCGUGCUUCCCUAUGGAUUUGUCGCAUUUGUUGCUCGUGAAUUUGCCGUAACGGAGCCGGAAAAUCUCUGGGGACAGACGGCAAAAAACUCAGCAGAAGGUGAUUUUGUAGCAAUGUCAUUCAAGAAGAUAGUGCGUGAGCUAAGAGGAAAACGCAAUGAGAAUUACAAUAAUCGUGCCAUUGGUCGUCGAGGGAGAUCACACAUUGCUCCAGAAGGAUCUGCGUCUUCUUCUCCAUGGACUGAUGAGUAUUUGAACCAGAGCAUUUGGGUUGAUUUGCCUCCAGAGUUACUUCUAGACAUAAUCCAUCGAAUCGAGUCUGAACAGACUUCAUGGCCGGCGAGGAGAGACGUCGUUGCUUGCGCCUCCGUUUGUAGGUCAUGGAGGGAGAUGACUAAAGAAGUCGUUAAAGUCCCAGAGCUCUCUGGUUUGCUCACAUUUCCGAUUUCCUUGAAGCAGCCUGGUCCUAGAGAUGCCCCGAUUCAAUGCUUUAUCAAACGAGAAAGAGCUACCGGAAUCUACUGUCUCUAUCUCGGUCUAAGCCCUGCUCUUUCCGGCGACAAGAGCAAGCUUUUGCUAUCGGCGAAGAAAGUCAGGAGAGCGACUGGUGCGGAGUUUGUUGUAUCGUUAUCCGGAAAUGACUUCUCGAGAAGUAGCAGUAAUUACAUAGGGAAGCUGAGAUCUAAUUUCCUUGGAACUAAGUUCACAGUCUACGAAAAUCAACCUCCUCCGGUUGAUUCGGAGAGAUCAUCCAACCGGAAACUUCCACCGUCGAUGCGUGUGUCUCCAUGGGUAUCAUCAUCUACUCAUAGUUACAGCAUAGCUUCAAUCUUGUAUGAGCUGAAUGUUCUUAGAACCAGAGGUCCAAGGAGAAUGCAAUGUAUCAUGAAUAGUAUACCCGUUUCUUCGAUUCAAGAAGGCGGUCAAGUUCAUUCUCGGACCGAGUUCACAAACCGAGGAAAGAAGCAGCAGCAGCAGAAGAAGAGGAAGCCGCUGAUGGAUUUUUGCUCAGGGAGCUCUGAAGGAGAAUCCGUUGUUAAGGAGGAGCCAUUAGUGCUGAAGAACAAGUCGCCGAGAUGGCACGAGCAGCUUCAAUGCUGGUGUUUGAACUUCAAAGGACGAGUCACGGUCGCGUCAGUGAAAAAUUUCCAGCUAGUUGCAGCUGCUGGAGAAGCAGGGAAGAACAUGAACAUAAUACCAGAAGAGGAACAAGAGAGAGUGAUAUUACAGUUUGGGAAGAUAGGUAAAGACAUUUUCACAAUGGAUUAUCGUUAUCCGAUCUCUGCAUUUCAAGCUUUUGCCAUUUGUUUAAGCAGCUUUGACACGAAGCCUGUCUGCGAAUGAAUGAAUCAGGAAAAAAAAACAUGUCAAAAAUAUUAUAUUCUCUGUUGCAGUUGUGGUGUGGUUGGUUAAUGAAUGUACAUACUUUUCCUUCUUGGAGCAAACAAAAAUCAGAUCUUUUUUUCUUUCCAUUAACCUUUUAUCAAUUUAAUAUUUUUUAAUUAGUAAGUAAUUAACUUUUGGUUUAGGCAAGGUAUGUCUUAGUCUUUAUUUGUAAGCAAAGAUCAUAACCAACUUCCUUCAUUACAAAACACAAUUCUCUGUCUCUAUCUCUGUUUCGUCUCAACAUUAACAAAACAUUUAGUGGUAAAGUAUAAAGAUUAAAGAUGAAAGCUUUUGUGAGAGGAUUAUUAGCAAGAGCUAAUUAUGAGGUGCCAAAGAUUCAGAAAAAGUGGGAGUGGAAGGAAUCGGCCGGUUUUGGUGGCGUUACUUCGUCUCCGCCGCCGGAGAAAGGGUUGGAGAAUCUGACGGUAGCGGAUGUGCUGUUGACAAAGGAUACUGACGGUGGAAAAGUUGACAUGUGGAUCUCCUGCCGUACAAACGACACCGUUUAUGAUGCCGUUAAGAAUAUGGCAAAGCAUAAUAUUGGAUCGUUGGUCGUGUUAAGACCAGGAGACCAACAAUGUAUCGCAGGUAUCGUCACAGAGAGAGACUAUAUGAAAAAGAUCAUCGGGGCAGGAAGAUCAUCAAAAGUUACAAAAGUUGGAGAAGUUAUGACCGACGAGAGCAAGUUGGUCACUGUUUCGUCUGGGACAAACAUAAUCAAAGCAAUGCAACUUAUGUCAGAGAAUCAUAUAAGGCAUGUACCGGUGAUUGACGGAAAGAUAGUGGGAAUGAUCUCUAUGGUUGAUCUAGUAAGAGCCAUUGUGGAACAUCAAAACGGAGAGCUCAAACGCUUGAAUCAAUUCAUCAAAGGAGACUAUUACUAGUUCAAUUCCACAUAAGAAAGAGAAUCGUUGCUUUGACAAUACUAUCGAUAAUUAUGUAAAUACUAUCGAUAAUUAUGUAAAUACUCACAAUGGAGAAUGGACUAAUUAUUUAACAAAUAAAUUUAUUAUCCGA